AUGCCUAGGUCCAUGUGUCCCAAGGAGCACAAGAGUGUCCCUUUUAGAGAUCCCUCGUGGCUAUACGAAUUCAAUCGUUGUGGAACGUAUGUGAGCGAACAUCCACGCGGCCUUCGCUCAGAGGCUACGGCACUCUACAAGGAAUUGCUUGGAAAAGAGCAGCCGCUUCCCCAGAAAUCCUUGUUUGAUGACGACGUAAUUGGCGAAACUUGCGAGAGGGUCAGGUUCAAGAAUGAGACGACACUAUUUCGCGACAUCACUCCUUUGCUUGCACCGUCAGUUGCGCUUCUUGCUACCGACCAUCCGCAUCUGGGUUUCCUGUGCGAAUCCACGGACGAGGUGUGGUCAACCGCUCACCCCGUCGUCCACAUUCAGCCGCAGCCCACCUAUGCCGUCGGCUUCUCGUCUGAGGCGUUCUCGGAAGAGCAAUUUGGCAAGGCUACGGACUUCUUCGACGACCUCUAUGCGGCGGAGACAUCUCCUAUGAAGGUCACCCCCGAUAUGUUCUUCCCCUGUUUCUCGUUGGAAAUCGGGCCCAUCUCCCUGGGCGAGUGCCAGAACGUACACAGCAUGACAAUUGGCAUGCGCGGCGUCGUUGAGCUCUUCCGCGGUGUCAAGCGUGAGGCCGAGCUGCACCGCCAGAUCCUGGGAUGGUCUAUCGCACACAACCAUCGCCGAGCAGAAAUAUCGGUGCAUUACCCGGUGAUCUACGGGGACGUUACAAACUUUCAUCGAAAGAAGAUCCACUCGUUUGACUUUUCCGAUCCCGAGUGCGACCGGUGGGCUGCGUACCGCUUUACCAGGAACCUCUACGACACCUGGAUGCCGGCGCAUUUCGCCAACAUUUGUUCCGCCAUUGAGCAGCUUCCGAAUGAAUGGCCCCGUUAUGUGGACAGCGUUGUUGAGUUCCAAGGCUGA
Trichoderma reesei QM6a is the source of this 918-nucleotide messenger RNA. RefSeq lists its product as uncharacterized. The record is from RefSeq and is a predicted model, not a curated record. Bases 1 to 918 code for a protein of 305 amino acids. NCBI's taxonomy places the organism in Eukaryota, Fungi, Ascomycota, Sordariomycetes, Hypocreales, Hypocreaceae. The transcript has a single exon.